AUGGAUCCGGCCAAGGUGCAGGCCAUUCAUGACUGGCCGGCUCCGCGCUCCGCCGUUCAUGGCUUCCUCGGGCUCGCGGGGUACUACCGCAAGUUCGUGCAUAACUAUGGCACGGUGGCCGCGCCCCUGACGGCGCUUCUCAAGAAGGAUGGCUUCUCGUGGGACGACGCAGCUGCCACGGCAUUCUCAGCACUCAAGGCGGCGGUCACGUCGGGCCCCAUCCUCGCCAUGCCCGACUUCGCCAAGCUAUUCGUCGUGGAGUGCAACGCGUCGAGGUUCGGCUUUGGGGCCGUUCUCGUCCAGGAGGGACACCCGGUGGCCGGAGGCCAGUGGCACCACGUCACCGCGCCCUGGCCGCCUAUGAGCGCGAGCUCAUUGGCCUUGUUCAGGCACUGGAGGCCCUACCUAUGGGGGCGCCGCUUCCUCGUCAAGACGGACCACUACAGUCUGAAAUACCUCCUCGACCAGCGCCUCGCCACGAUACCGCAACAGCACUGGGUCGGCAAGCUCUUGGGCUUCGACUUCACAGUGGAGUACCGCUCGGGCGAAACAAACGCCGUCGCCGCGCUCUAUCCCGCUGCGACAACAAGGGCGAGCUGCUGGCCACCUCGGCGCCCCGGUUCGACUUCAUCGAACGCCUCCGCCACGCCCAGGCCACUGAUCCAGCGCUGGUCGCCAUCCACGAUGAGCUCCGUGCGGGCUCCCGCGCCGCACCGUGGACCAUCACCGAUGGCAUGGUCGCCAUGGAGGGCGGCCUCUACAUACCACCAGCAUCGCCACUCCUUGGUCGCGGUCCACGACGACGACCAUGAAGGAAUUUGUGAAGGCGCCACAUACCAGAAGUACAAGUCGGACCACUUGAGGCCGGCCGGUCUGCUGCAGCCGCUGCCAAUCCUUUCCAGCGUUUGGGCCGACAUCGGCAUCGACUUCGUUGAGGCGCUACCCCGAGUGCAGGGCAAGACGGUCAUCCUCUCCGUCGUCGACCGCUUCAGCAAGUACUGCCACUUCAUCCCGCUGGCGCACCCCUACACCGCCCAGACCGUCACCCAAGCUUUUGGCGACAUCGUCUGCCUUCAUUGUGUUCCGCAGUCCAUUGUCUCGGACCGCAACCCGAUGUUCACGUCCGCGUUCUGGACCGAGCUCAUGCGCCUCACCGGCACCAAGCUCUUCAUGUCGUCGGCUUUUCACCCGCAAAUGGAUGGCCAGACGGAGGCCGCCAACAGGGUGAUCAUCAUGUACCUCCGCUGCUUCACCGGCGACCGUCCUCGGCAGUGGCUCCGUUGGCUCCUGUGGGCCGAGUACACCUACAACACCACCUUCCAAUCGUCGCUCUGGGAGACACCGUUCCGCGUGGUCUAUGGCCGCAACCCGGCGACCAUCCGCUCUUAUGAGCCCGGCGAGACGCGCGUUGCUGCUGUUGCCCAGGAGAUGGAGGACCACGCAGCCUUCCUCGACAACGUCCGCUAUCGCCUCGAACAGGCACAGGCAGUCUAG
Molecule: messenger RNA, 1494 nt
Organism: Sorghum bicolor (sorghum)
Lineage: Eukaryota; Viridiplantae; Streptophyta; Magnoliopsida; Poales; Poaceae
Exons: 2
Coding region: 1-1494 (497 amino acids)
Biological process (GO): DNA integration
Molecular function (GO): nucleic acid binding
Source: RefSeq, a predicted model, not a curated record